CGGACCUCAGCAACGAUAGCAUGACAAAAUAAGUUAGAAACCCUAGAUUUCAUAAACCCUUCACACGUUCAGGUUCAAAACGCUGUUUGCUCUCUUCAGGUAAUCGAUGGAGGAUAAACUGGCCACGGCGGAGAAGAAGGUACUUGUUGAACUCGUAAAACAUGCUCAGAAACGAGGAAUGCAGGGUUCUCAAGGAGGUUGGAAGGACUUCUUAAAGAUUUAUGAUAAAAAGCUAGGUUCCAGCGUAAGUGAUCCCGCUAGGAAGUCUAAUGAUGCAUUACUUUCUUUUCUCAAGACAUUCACAGAAGAGAAUGAUCAGCAGUUUUUUGCUAAAGUACUACAAUGGCAUCUAAAUCGUGAUGUGUUGGUGCAAUUCAGAAAAGAAUCUCCGGAAAAUGAAACUCCUGAGCAGAGGCUGGUCCGUAUAACUCUUGAGCACGUACAGUACCCAUUUGAUUACAUGUUCCCAUCACAUGAAGCGGAGUGGGUGGUGACAAAGCUUGGCAAAAAAUCUAAGGUAAUGAGAUCAAGUCUAAUGCUUGCUCUUGAUUGCGAGAUGGUUCUUUGUGAAGAUGGAACUGAAGCUGUGGUCAAGGUGUGUGUUGUGGAUCGUUAUCAACAGGAGAAACUUAAUAAACUUGUAAACCCUAACAAAGCAGUUGCAGAUUAUAGAACAGAGAUUACUGGAAUUACCGCUGAAGAUUUGGAUGGAGUGUCUUGUUCAUUAGCAGAUAUACAGAAAUCCUUAAAGAAGCUAUUGUCACAUGGAAUUAUCUUGGUGGGGCACAGUUUAAAUAAUGACCUGAAAGCUCUAAAGUUAGACCAUGCAAGAGUGGUUGACACCUCCUACAUCUUCAAAUAUUCGGAUGGACCUAUUUUCAAAAGACCUUCUUUGCAUAAUUUGUGCAAGUCUGUGCUAGGGUAUGAACUCAGGAAGGAAGGUGCGCCACACAAUUGUUUAGAUGAUGCACGUGCAGCCAUGAAACUCGCUCUUGCUAGGAUAGAACAUGGAGUUGAUAAUAUAUCCUUUGCAGAAGAGGAUGUGAUGGAAACUGAGAUGGCAAAGCUACUUCUUCAUAGAAUACCAAUCAAUGUACCAACUGAAGAAUUGAAAAAAGUCUUGCCUGGGGCCUUCACAGUUGAAGUCAAGGCAUCUAAGAAAGCUCAAGCAGAAAAAUAUUGUGCGUUUGCUAUCUUCAAGAGUUCAUUCGAUGCACUUCAAGCAUUUGAAAAUGUCAAAGGCAUUCAAAACACGGAUUCUUAUGGACGACCUCAGAAAUUAAUCACAUUUCAUCUCAAGACAGGACAGGGUGCCAGUUUGUAUGUUCGCAAAAUGGUGCCUGAUGAUUCCCUUGGUUCAGUAUCUACAGGUAAGAGAGCUGUCCAAGGUGAGGAUUUUAAUGAAUCCAAGAGGCUGAAAAUCGAUCAGAAACCUGAAGAGGAUAUUAGAGCGAACUCAAAUCAGAGUGAGAAGUACCUGAAAGAGAUUGAAAUAUUAAAGCAGGAACUGAGAGACAAGGAGUUAAAUCAGUGUGUUGAUCACUUGAAGGAGAUUGAGAUAUUGAAGCAGCAAUUGAGAGAUAGGGAGCUAAAUCAGUGUGAUGAUCACUUGAAAGAGAUUGAACUGCGGAAGAAAGAAUUGCGUGAUAAGGAAUUUCACAUUGAUAUGCAGGAUAAGAUGAUAUUGAAACUGAAGAAUGAACUGAAAGCAAUGAAGGAGAGGAGAAAAUGAUCGGAGGCACUGAAAGUAGCAUGCAAUAACCCAGGAGGUGCAGGAUACGCCCUUUAUUAUUAAUUUACCGCCCAUCACCUUGAAGGCAACUUUGGCGAAGACCAAGUGUGUCAAAGAUGCGAGGUAUGCUGUAUUGCUGGUACUUAUGUUACUGGCGUCUGGCUCUGUUUGUGGGAAGGACCUAUUUGAUCAUUCUCAAGGAUGCCUUUUGUUGCUCGUGCGGAUUAUGGUAGGAUCGAGUGAGAAUGAGGUGGAUGCAGAGGUAUUUAUUUGAAUUUCUGGCUUUUAGCUCUUUUUUUUUUUUUGGGGGUGUCUUAAUAUGUUGGCAUGUAAACUAGUUUCCUGGCUCUAGUAUUUUUGAGGCUGAAUUCCCUUAUUUUAUAGGCAAUCUAUGUGGGAAAGGGGCUGUGAAACAUGGGCUGAUCGAAAGCCCAGCCCGCCCAGCAGGGUUAUAGGAGGUUCAGGGAAAAUUAUUUUGACAAUGGGCCGGCCUUGUUGAGAAAUUAAAUGUUUUAGGCUGAGCCUGAUUUAACGGCCCUUACGGCAAA
Messenger RNA from Tripterygium wilfordii, 2280 nucleotides. RefSeq names its product small RNA degrading nuclease 1. The transcript has 12 exons. Gene Ontology annotation, molecular function: exonuclease activity; nucleic acid binding. NCBI's taxonomy places the organism in Eukaryota, Viridiplantae, Streptophyta, Magnoliopsida, Celastrales, Celastraceae. Gene Ontology annotation, cellular component: nucleus. The record is from RefSeq and is a predicted model, not a curated record. Bases 107 to 1732 code for a protein of 541 amino acids.